This is a messenger RNA of Macroventuria anomochaeta, 705 nucleotides long. RefSeq lists its product as uncharacterized. The record is from RefSeq and is a predicted model, not a curated record. The transcript has a single exon. Gene Ontology annotation, cellular component: mitochondrion. The coding region runs from base 1 to 552 and encodes 183 amino acids. Lineage: Eukaryota; Fungi; Ascomycota; Dothideomycetes; Pleosporales; Didymellaceae.
AUGACACGGUCUUCCCCUCCGCCGGUCAACAACUCGCCGCCGCAGAACAGCCCGCAGAGCAGCCCACCGCAAAACAGCCCGCGGCUGCAGUCACCACCUGAGGCCACCUUUGAACGCACGCCUGUCACAUCACCACGCUCAUUGCGCCAACUGUCAGUCUUCUUGCUUGGCUCUGCAUGCCUUGUAGCAUCGACGGCGAUAACACGCAAGGCCGUCUGGCGGCGGCAGCUUCGCGCCCAGCCAUCGUUCUACGCACCGAAUACGAAUCCGCACGAGUUCUUCAGUCCCAUGUCUGAUGCCCUGCAAGCACUAAACAUGGCCACAAUGAACUGCUUCAGUGUUGGCCUCAUGGCUAUAGGCGGAACCAUGUGGACGUUAGACAUCGCGAACCUAAAAGAAGCACGGUCCAUUCUGCGAAGGCGGUUGAACUACGACUCGAUAUACCGAUCAGAAGAUGACGUGCCGAAUGGCCUUGGCGAGACCCUGCUCAGAGCGGGGGAGACAAGAAUAGUGGAGGAAGACGGGGACGGCAACGACGCAAAGCCUCAGUGACUACAAGCCGUAGUGUAAGACUAAGAAUGUAAGAAUAGUGUACAAGUCAGCCCCGGCUGAGCUGCGUACCGAGCGGGCAGGUCGAUCCACUGCUGGGAAGCGUCUCGCGCGAGCAUGCCAGUCUCCAGCGAGACUCGAUGGCUGCAUCUAAGC